Molecule: messenger RNA, 309 nt
Organism: Knipowitschia caucasica
Lineage: Eukaryota; Metazoa; Chordata; Actinopteri; Gobiiformes; Gobiidae
Source: the annotation of a GenBank genome assembly
AUGGGAUGGUUGCGGCCGAGACGGGCUUCGGAGGACGUCGAGAUUGAAGAUUGGGUGGGUCCGUGGAAGGGGAGAAUUCAGGAGAGAGAGAUUGCGGAGCGGGUUGUGGAUUCGGGCGUUGUGGCGACUUGCGGGGCCAGCGCGAAGGUUGUUUACGGGGGUCUUGUUGGCGGUGGCAUGUGGGUGCCGCGUCGGGGAGGGGUUUGUUGGCCUGUGAACGUGGGGGAGGUGGUGUUUUCUUCUCUUUUGUGGCGGAGUGUGAGUGAAGUGGCGGGGAGUCUUACCAGGUUGACCGCUCGCCGUCUGUGA